UCAAGUAGAGCGAAUUUAUCUUUCAAACUCGGUUCCUGUUUUGCUUGAAAAGAAGCACACGUUCUCAUUGAUGUGCUUUCCUCAUCCUUCAAUUGGUGCUGCUUACAAAUCCAAAACCCUCUUUCGACUUGUGUUUCCUUCUAAUUCAAGCACCUUUCACCAUUCAUUCAGGCUUAAUGGGGAGGAUCAAACCUCAAACUCUUAUACAGCAAAGCAAAAGGAAGAAGGCGCCUUCCCGCAUCAGUGCCACGUCUAUUGUAUUUUACUCAUUAAUUCUUUUCAUAUUUGCGUUUUUCCUGUUUGCUACAUACAGGCAUUGGUCCAACAGGACGAGAUUUCAACCAGAGAACCACAUAUCAGUCUCAGAGGAUGAAAAUACUUUUGUGGAAUCCAAGAAAUCUGAUUUACCUGGAUACGCUGUUUUAAAUACCUCUAAAGGUUCUAUAAUAAUAGAACUUUACAAGGAAAGUGCCCCUGAAGUUGUUGAUGAAUUCAUUGACUUAUGUCAAAAAGGGCACUUCAAGGGGAUGCUUUUUCACCAAGUAAUUAAGCACUAUGUGAUUCAGGCAAGUCAUAACCAAGGGCCAGGAGCUACUGAAGAUUGGAACCUGAGAGGAAAGAAAUAUACAAGUAUGAAACAUGAAGCGUUCAUGCUUGGAACUUCCAAGGGCAAAUACUUUAACAAAGGAUUUGAUCUUUUCAUCACAACUGCACCAAUACCAGAUCUAAAUGAGAAGCUUAUAGUGUUUGGGCGGGUCAUUAAGGGAGAGGAUGUUGUUCAGGAAAUUGAAGAAGUGGAUACAGAUGAACAUUACCAACCAAAAAUUUCUAUUGGGAUACUUGAUGUGGCUCUUAGGCAGAUGAUGUGAAGGCUCUCUGCCUGAAUCAAUAGCAUAAUGACUUCUCAUACUUCUUUGCUGAUAACCUGUUUUGGUACUCUGGUCAAAUCUUUUGUACAGGAAUACGAACCACAAUUCUCAAUCAAUACUCAUGCAGGCAUUAUGCAAUCUCCUUUUUUCCCCUUUCUGUCAUUUUGUUUGGUCUUCUUGUCAGGUGAUCAAUGGGGGAUAUAGGCAGGUCUGUUGCUGGUUUGGUGAUAUCACCUUUUCAAUUUUCUUGUAGCAUGAAUCUUCUUUUGUAACCUCAAAGGGGUACGAUGAAAUCACAAAAAUGGUUCCUUUAUUUAUUUAUUUAUUAUGCAGUUCAUGUAUCUUGUGUCUCAAUUGGUGGCCAUUUUAGGGGUGAGCCAGACUGAUUGGUUUUGUAAUCUAUUUUGAAA
Gastrolobium bilobum is the source of this 1279-nucleotide messenger RNA. Its product is annotated as peptidyl-prolyl cis-trans isomerase CYP21-4-like. Gene Ontology annotation, molecular function: peptidyl-prolyl cis-trans isomerase activity. The transcript is spliced from 8 exons. Bases 177 to 869 code for a protein of 230 amino acids. Gene Ontology annotation, biological process: protein peptidyl-prolyl isomerization. The record is from RefSeq and is a predicted model, not a curated record. Lineage: Eukaryota; Viridiplantae; Streptophyta; Magnoliopsida; Fabales; Fabaceae.